AUGUGGAAGAUUUCUAGGCAAUACAAGAGAACGGAGAGAAUUUUUCAAUUAAAGGACCAAAUCGAAUUCUUUCAAUUGAUGGUCAUGAUAAGUUGUCACGAUUUGGAUUUGAAAUUUAUGGUGCAAUUGAUGCAUAUUCAAGGUAUAUUGUCUGGUGUUAUGUUGGUAUUUCAAAUCGAAUUGCAGUUUCAGUCAACAAGCAGUAUCUUCGUCUAUUACGUACCACAUUACAUAUGCCAAAAGUAAUUCGCUCAGAUAAAGGUGAGUUGGCAAGUUUAAUUUAUUAAUUUAUCGCUAUUUCCUUAUACUAUUAGAUUAUAAUAGGCUAAAAAAACUAUUUAUAGGAAGUGAAACUGUUCUUUUAGCAGAGUCUCACCUCAGCUUACGAAGAGCUAAUCAUCCUGAUCUUCCAUUUGAGAAAGCAUACUCUUAUAGAAAAUCAACUAAGAAUCAACGUAUUGAAGCUUGGUGGAAUAUCUUAACCAAAGGUCAAACGCAAGCAUGGAAAGUUUACUUUGCUCAAUUGGAAUCUGAUGGAUAUUUCAAUGGUGGUGAUUUGGAUAAGUUAUGCUUACAAUUUCUCUACAUGAAAAUUAUUCGAUCGCAUAUUCAUCGCUUCGUUGAAAUUCAUAACUCUCAUCCUAUUCGACUUCAGCGCAAGCGGGAGCACUAUCUACCAACUGGACAACCCUUUCUCCUAUAUUACUAUCCAGAAAGUGGAAAGGAUUAUAAGGAAAAAGUAAAUGAAAGCCUACUUGCAGCCUUAGAAGCAGAGGUUUCAGAAUUUGAUCUUGACGAAUACUUACCAAUAUCUACCCUUGCUCUCUAUCAAGGAUUUCUUGAUGAAGGUAGAUAUCCUGAUGAAUUUUCUUAUAGUGAUCCACGUCAUAGAGAGGCGUACCUCUAUUUACGUGAUCGUGUAUCAGACUAUAUUACACUUGGUCAUGAGGUACAAUUAUCAUUACAGCCAGUUGGCGCUAGCGAAUGGAUUGCUGUACACCAAAGUCAUGAGAUCGAAGUCCAUCAUGGACAAGUUAUUGGUAUUGCAGGUGAUCAACUGAUGCAACUAAUCCCAACUGAUGAUGAGGAGGAAACUACCUCCCCCUCAGUUACUCCACAGACUACGAUAGCAAAUACGAUUUUAAGCACAACACAUAG
Molecule: messenger RNA, 1158 nt
Organism: Tuber aestivum (summer truffle)
Lineage: Eukaryota; Fungi; Ascomycota; Pezizomycetes; Pezizales; Tuberaceae
Source: the annotation of a GenBank genome assembly